CGCACGCCGGCACGACAGCACGCCGGUAACGUGAAAAAACUUUUUUUUAAUUUCUAAUGGUAAAUCAAAAAUAAGAAUUUAUUUACAUAAAUAGACAUAAUGAAAGAGUUUAAGACUGCAUUAAGUUUUGUGAUAUUAGGAUUACUAUACAGUUCAGCUAAAGCUAUCCCUGAUGACGAAUUUGCUAUUGUUGAAGAUGAGGAUGCAGAUUAUCAGGUAAACGAAAGAGGCCCGAAAAUACUAUGGCCAUAUCCCACAUUUGUCAAAAAUGACGCUAGCUACACAAACACGCGUAGUAGUAACAAUUACAUACAUAAUCAAAGUCGGAAGAAGUACUCGAACAAAAAGGAUCCCAGAGAAAGAAGGUACUACCCGUUUGAAACGUCACAUCCUCAGAGUCCCAUUGUGGAAAUGAUGAAACAAUCCAUGGCUAUCAACUACGCACCUAUCAAUGGAGACAUAUUUGACUUUUUGAGAGAUUCAUAUCCUCUGCCUAAAGGGCACACCCAGCCAUUGGAGGUGUACGACUACGUCAUAGUGGGUGCUGGCUCGGCAGGUUCAGUGCUGGCAGCCAGGUUGUCUGAAGAAAAGCCCAGGGCCACGGUGCUAGUUCUUGAGGCUGGCAAGCCAGAGAUGCUCCUGUCAGACAUACCCAUGUUUGUGCCGUAUCUGCAGUUGUCAGACUACAGCUGGCCGUAUGUCACUGAACCGCAGCCCGGUACUUGUAUAGGUAGUGAAGGAAAGAGGUGCUACUGGCCCCGUGGCAAGGCAGUGGGGGGUACCAGCGUCACUAACUAUAUGAUCUACACCCGAGGCCGGCCCCAGGAUUGGGACAGAGUCGCUGAGGAUGGAAACUACGGAUGGACUUCCAACGAAGUUCUGCAGUACUUCAAGAAGUCUCAGCGAUCAGAAGUUAAGAAAUAUAAGGAUUUCCCCUACAACGGACGUGAUGGCGAAAUGAUAGUGGAAGGUCCUCCAUUCAGAACUGGACUGGUUGAGGCUUUCCUGGAGGCGGGCAGAUUGUAUGGACAUCGCACUGUGGAUUAUAAUGCCCCUGAUGGUCUCGGGUUCGGAUACGUCCAGACAACCACCAACAGAGGCCACCGGUGGAGCACUGCUAAAGCUUUCCUCCGUCCACACAAACGACGACGAAAUCUACAUAUUUUACCUGAAGCUAGAGCCACAAAGGUCAUUAUUGAACCUAAAACAAAACGAGCGUACGCUGUCGAGUAUAUCAAGAAUGGUGUUAAAUAUGUAGUUCGCUGCCACAGGGAAAUCAUCCUCUCUGCAGGACCUAUAGCUUCCCCCCAGUUACUCAUGCUGUCAGGCGUCGGACCCAAAGACCACUUAAAGGAACUUGGAAUUCCUGUCAUAGCUGACUUGCAAGUUGGUAGGAACCUGUACGACCACGUUUGUUUCCCUGGAGUAAUCUUCAAAUUAAACACUACCAAUGCCAGUCUUAUUGAGCCGAAGAUAUCAACGCUGCCUAAUCUUAUUCAGUGGUUGCAGUACGGAGAUGGCCUGCUGGCUAGCCCUGGCACAGUUGAAGCAAUCGGUUACUUAAAAACAAAUGUAUCUGAGGACCCCGAGCAAGUUCCAGAUGUAGAACUGCUAAGUCUGGGCUCGUCAAUGACUUUAGAUUCUGGCGGUAUAUUUAGACAGAGUUGGAAAAUUUCAGAUAAUACUUAUUACACAGCUUUUGGAAGUCUAAGCGGCAAAGACACCUGGUCGGCCAUUCCAAUACUCCUACAUCCAAGAUCUAGAGGUUUCCUGGAACUUCGGGAUUCUAACCCCUAUUCUCAACCUAGGAUUUUCCCUAAUUACUUCACGGACUCUAAAGAUAUGGAAACUAUGAUUGCUGCCAUUAAAUAUAUUAUACAAUUGGGACAGUCUAAAGCUUUUCAGAAAUAUGGAGCCAAGUUGCAUAGAGCUACGUAUCCGGGAUGCGAAACACUUGCUUUUGGGUCAUAUUCUUACUGGGAGUGCGCUGUGAGGACUCUCAUGAUAAGUCUGCAUCAUCAGAUUGCCACCUGCAAGAUGGGCCCGCAGACUGACCCCGAAGCCGUAGUGGAUCCUGAGUUGAGAGUGUAUGGAGUAGAAGGCCUUAGGGUAGUAGACUCUAGUGUAAUUCCUAGGACGACAUCAGCUCAUACCAACGCUCCUGCUAUAAUGAUUGGUGAAAAAGGUGCAGAUAUGAUUAAGAGAACUUGGGCUAAUGUUGUAAAUAAUGUCAGAUAAAAUAUUUUGCCACUAGUAAGGUAUUAUUAAGUUAGUUUAAUAUUAUGUUAGUUUAAAUAUAAAUAAGCAAAAUA
Molecule: messenger RNA, 2312 nt
Organism: Pectinophora gossypiella (pink bollworm)
Lineage: Eukaryota; Metazoa; Arthropoda; Insecta; Lepidoptera; Gelechiidae
Product: glucose dehydrogenase [FAD, quinone]-like
Exons: 6
Coding region: 100-2238 (712 amino acids)
Molecular function (GO): flavin adenine dinucleotide binding; oxidoreductase activity, acting on CH-OH group of donors
Source: RefSeq, a predicted model, not a curated record